GCGGAGGGAGGGGGCGGUGACGGUGAGGUGGACGGCGGCGGCGGCGAUGGUGAGGCGGACGGCGGCGGCGGAGACGGUGAGGCGGAGGGAGGCGGCGGCGAGGGCGACGCGGACGGCGGCGGCGGCGACGGCGAUGCUGAGGGCGGCGGGGGCGACGGCGAUGCCGAGGGAGGCGGCGGCGACGGCGAGGCGGACGGAGGCGGCGGCGAGGGCGACGCCGAGGGAGGCGGUGGCGAGGGCGAGGCGGACGGAGGUGGCGGCAACGGUGAGGCGGAGGGAGGCGGCGGCGAGGGCGAGGCGGAGGGAGGCGGCGGCGAGGGCGAGGCGGACGGCGGCGGCGGCGAGGGCGAGGCGGAGGGAGGGGGCGGUGACGGUGAGGUGGACGGCGGCGGCGGCGAUGGUGAGGCGGACGGAGGCGGUGGUGACGGUGAGGUGGAUGGCGGCGGCAGAGACGGUGAGGCGGAGGGAGGCGGCGGCGAGGGCGACGCGGACGGCGGCGGCGGCGACGGCGAUGUCGAGGGUGGCGGCGGCGAGGGCGACGCGGACGGCGGCGGCGGCGAUGGCGAGGUGGAGGGAGGCGGCGGCGAUGGUGAGGCGGAAGGAGGCGGCGGCGAGGGCGAGGCGGAGGGCGGCGGCGGCGAGGGCGAGGCGGACGGCGGCGGCGGCGAGGGCGAGGCGGACGGCGGCGGCGGCGAGGGCGAGGCGGAGGGAGGGGGCGGUGACGGUGAGGUGGACGGCGGCGGCGGCGAUGGUGAGGCGGACGGAGGCGGUGGUGACGGUGAGGUGGACGGCGGCGGCGGAGACGGUGAGGCGGAGGGAGGCGGCGGCGAGGGCGACGCGGAGGGAGGCGGCGGCGACGGCGAUGCCGAGGGAGGCGGUGGUGACGGUGAGGUGGACGGCGGCGGCGGAGACGGUGAGGCGGAGGGAGGCGGCGGCGAGGGCGACGCGGAGGGAGGCGGCGGCGACGGCGAUGCCGAGGGAGGCGGUGGCGACGGCGAGGCGGACGGAG
Messenger RNA from Emiliania huxleyi CCMP1516, 1009 nucleotides. RefSeq lists its product as hypothetical. The transcript has a single exon. The record is from RefSeq and is a predicted model, not a curated record. The annotation marks the transcript as partial. NCBI's taxonomy places the organism in Eukaryota, Haptophyta, Isochrysidales, Noelaerhabdaceae.